AUGGUUAAAUCUAAAUCAAGGAAUAGUAAGGCUCAAGUGAAUAUUAAUGAAAUUCUUCGAAUUGGUUCAGUAAUGGAACGUACCAAUAUUCGGCAACAAUGUAGGGAAGCAUUCGAUUGGUUGGCAGAAAAUCGUGAUCAAAUGGAAAAUAAUCCAAAAAAAUUUGCAAAUUAUUUAAUGACCGCCGUUGGAGAAUUGGUGAUGAGCAGGGAAUUAAUUAAAAAGGUCAUGGAAAAAUUGAUAAAAGACGGAAUUGUCACAUCGAAUGAGUAUGAUAAAAAUUUUCGACGUUUUGAAAGUUUUUCCGAUGAACAAUUACCAACAGUGGCACUUAUUUCUUAUAUGCUCAAAGAAAAUUGUGCAUAUUUUCAAGGUGAAAUAUGA
Acanthocheilonema viteae is the source of this 384-nucleotide messenger RNA. Lineage: Eukaryota; Metazoa; Nematoda; Chromadorea; Rhabditida; Onchocercidae. The record is from the annotation of a GenBank genome assembly.